UUACAGUCAACGUCUGUCCAAUGAAGAGAGCGAGCGGGCGUGUACAGUACGCAUGUCAGUACAAUAUUGACAUCAACAGUGGCUGUUCGUUACCAAGCUAAUGUCAAGAAAUUCUGCGUGAAUAUAAACAAAGAUUCCUCUAGUAAUGGGGAAUUCUCACUCCAACUUGAAGGGGAAAGAAAAGAGCGACAGCCAGUCCGUCUUAACAACUGGUUCAGAGUAUGUAGAUAUACGUAAUGAUGAGGAUGGAAAGAAUGGAGACGUGUCUCAGUUCCCUUAUGUUGAAUUCACGGGCAGAGACAGUGUCACAUGUCCCACAUGCCAGGGCACUGGCAGAAUACCGCGAGGCCAAGAGAACCAGCUUGUGGCUCUGAUCCCGUACAGUGACCAGAGGCUUCAGCCGAGGAGAACGAAGCUGUAUGUCAGCGUGUCUGUGUCUCUCUGCCUCCUGCUGUCUGGCCUGGCUGUGUUCUUCUUGUUCCCUCGCUCCAUCGAUGUCACCUAUGUCGGGGUGAAGUCUGCCUUUGUCUCCUAUGACCAGGCCAAACGGAUUGUCUAUCUCAACAUCACGAACACUCUGAACAUCACAAAUAACAACUACUAUGCCGUGUCCCUGACCAACAUCACCGCCCAAGUGCAGUUCUCUAAGACAGUGAUUGGGAAGGCCCGUACUAGCAAUGUGACUAACAUCAUGCCACUGGAUAAGCAGCAGAUUGACUACAUGGUCCCCACAGUCAUUGCGGAUGAGAUGAGCUAUAUGUUCGACUACUGCACGCUGGAGUCCAUAAAGGUUCACAACAUUGUUCUCAUGAUGCAGGUGACUGUGACCACGUACUACUUCGGUCACGCGGAACAGGUCUCCCAGGAGAUUUACCAGUAUGUGGACUGUGGGGGCAACACCACCUCACUGCACGGACAUGUGAAAGUGUAUCCGUAAGGCAGUGAAAAAGAUCCAUAAUGGAUGCCAGUCAAUGGGUUUCAGAGUUCCUUUCGGAACACUUGGAAGUGAGAACUGGUGGAAGUGUGUCGCUGAGACCGUGAUGUUAGGAAGGUGUCAAUGUACACUUUCGGGAGAGUUUAUUGAGGUUGUGAUAGUUUUCUUUUACUAAUGCAAUAAUCCACUUUAGUGUGUAGAGGUGUGAGAUAUAGAUGCACUUUAGCUUGGGAUAGGCAGAAAGGUCAUCAGAACGUAUUACAUGGAGUUGUUGAUUAUGAAAUAUGUACCACUAACAUCCCUAGACCACUAAGAUCGGAACUUACCAUAUGCAAAGUAAUGAGACAGAACACUGGUUUUGACAUCAGUACCAUUAUUCACCACUAACAACAUCAAAACACUUUCCGAUUACAUUUCUCUAUUCCAUUUUGUACAUUCCCUGUUUGUUUUCUUCAAAGAAGUUGUGCACAUUAUAUUACUUCCUGAUGUGCCAUUAGUCUCUAACGGUGGUUAGAUUUAGAGCUAACUCUGAGGUGACAAAUCAAGUAGGGGGAAAGUCAAGGUAAUUAUAAUGACUACUAGACCUAUUCUUUUAUAUAUCUAUUAGUGAUUUGAUUGCAACAUUUAGCUAAUCAUAAUUUAUUCAGAUUCUAUAGCACUUUGGGAGGAAUUCGUAUUUCUACAUCAGUCAAAAAGAUAACCUAUUUUAAAUUGUCAGUUGCUCUUCAAUUGUUUGAAAGGUUCAUUUUAAAAGAAAUGUUAUUUGUUAACGUAGGUAAUAUAAUACUUAUGUUUGAAAUUUAAUUUCAUAUGAAUACCAUCAGUGUUGUUGUAAAAAAAAUUAUUUCUUUAAUUGGAAUAUUGAAAAUGUAUCUUUUGCACCUUAAUUUUGUCAAUGUUCAUCUCUGAACCUUGCAAGUAAAAAAGUGGUUUUUAUCAGUUAUUUUAUUAGAUUUUAGGUGUUGGGAAACAGUGGCCCCUAAAAGUGUCCAUUUGUUAUAUUUGUUAAACAUUUAUUAUCUUUAUAGUCUGUUGUGUGUGAUGUACAGAAGACUAAACUGAGUACAACAGAAAUGCCCAAGAUGAAAUAUCAGAUGUGUACAACUGUGUUGAAAGUUUAAUCUGUUACUACUGUAUAAUAGAACUGCUCUUUGGAGGGACAAUCACAUCAAUAUAUUGUUAAAUAUUCCAAAGUGCCAUGUAAUGUUCUAAAUUUACUCUGUAUAAAGUCUGGGCUGAAUCCUCAUUUGAGGUACCUUCACUGCACUCCUGUGGAAAAUCUUGUAGGCCACAACCAUUCACAUAUUACAUCUAGCUGUGUUUUUUCUUGCAUGAAAUUGGAAAUAAAGUAGAUUUUGAGUUUUU
Messenger RNA from Esox lucius (northern pike), 2299 nucleotides. It is a transcript of the gene tmem106ba, whose product is annotated as transmembrane protein 106Ba. The record is from RefSeq and is a predicted model, not a curated record. The coding region runs from base 146 to 937 and encodes 263 amino acids. The transcript has 8 exons. Lineage: Eukaryota; Metazoa; Chordata; Actinopteri; Esociformes; Esocidae.